AUGGCUGCUAUUAUAGAGAGUCUACCGAUACCACCAGUCAAAGAUCUUGCAAGCAGUGAGUCAUCCAUAAGACGAUCAGCAUUGAAGACAAUUGUGUCACACUUAGAUGAACGACCUGCCACAUCACCAUUGACUCCGACCCAAUCCUUGCAACUAUGGCGAGGGUUAUAUGUUGCGGUUUACAUGCAUGACAGCAAGAACGCAGUAUCCGUACAGAAUCUUAUUGCAGAGAUCGCCAGCUUAUCUAGGGUAGUUGCCGCCAAGGACGACGACAUCAGCAAGUCUGACAGCCAGGAUGGUGUCUGGCUUGACACCUGGACAACAGCCUUUUGGGAGACCAUCUGUCGCGAGUGGGCAUCUAUCGAUCAAUGGCGUAUGAACAAGAUCUUGCUGCUAGUUCGAUUCUUCUUACGGGAGACUUUUGGCCUUCUAUUUGCUGCAGUUUCGACGGAUAAAUCGGAAGCAAGGUCAAAAUCUCAUAGUACUGUUGCCCGACAAGUCCAAGUACUCGAGACAUGGCCGCUGAGUCCACAAGACCGAAAGAUACCCGAUGGGUUAAGGCUUCACGUGCUUGACGUCUGGUCUGAUGAACUGGUGGGACGAUUCACUGCAGCACGGGAGGGACAAGACUCAUCGAAGGAGGGCGGUGAGGGCAGCCUCGAGGCCUCUUUGACAGAUGCUGCAACGCUCAUUAUGUCUCCAGUGGAGAAGAUCAGCAAAGAGGCCUUGAGCAAGGGUGUGAAGAUAAGAGCAAAGGAGUCAUUGAAAUCAUUCCAAGAGGCCUUAUAA
Molecule: messenger RNA, 789 nt
Organism: Exophiala bonariae
Lineage: Eukaryota; Fungi; Ascomycota; Eurotiomycetes; Chaetothyriales; Herpotrichiellaceae
Exons: 2
Coding region: 1-789 (262 amino acids)
Biological process (GO): rRNA processing
Cellular component (GO): preribosome, small subunit precursor
Source: RefSeq, a predicted model, not a curated record